Closterium sp. NIES-65 is the source of this 2319-nucleotide messenger RNA. Lineage: Eukaryota; Viridiplantae; Streptophyta; Zygnematophyceae; Desmidiales; Closteriaceae. The record is from the annotation of a GenBank genome assembly.
AUGUACCUCUCCAAUCCCUCCCCAUGUACCUCUCCAAUCCCUCCCCAUGUACCUCUCCAAUCCCUCCCCAUGUACCUCUCCAAUCCCUCCCCAUGUACCUCCAAUCCUCCCAUACCUCUCCCAUCCUCCCCAUGUACCUCUCCAAUCCCUCCCCAUGUACCUCUCCAAUCCCUCCCCAUGUACCUCUCCAAUCCCUCCCCAUGUACCUCUCCAAUCCCUCCCCAUGUACCUCUCCAAUCCCUCCCCAUGUACCUCUCCAAUCCCUCCCCAUGUACCUCUCCAAUCCCUCCCCAUGUACCUCAUCCCUCCCAAUCCCUCUCCAAUCCCCCAUGUACCUCUCCAAUCCCUCCCCAUGUACCUCUCCAAUCCCUCCCCAUGUACCUCUCCAAUCCCUCCCCAUGUGCCUCUCCAAUCCCUCCCCAUGUGCCUCUCCAAUCCCUCCCCAUGUACCUCUCCAAUCCCUCCCCAUGUACCUCUCCAAUCCCUCCCCAUGAGCCUCUUCUCCCCCUCCCCAUGUGCCUUUCCUCUUCAUCCCACGCACAAGGGGGCAGCGCAGCAGAGUUGGGAACAAGCUCAUUUUCUAUUCACCCCCUCUUCCUGCCUCCACCCGACUCCUUGCAGGGCUAUUUGGCGUUCAUUCACAUCCGGAAGGAGGAGGGUGGGCGCAGGGCAGAUCUGCAAGGACAGGGCAGAGCUGCAAGGACAGGGCAGAGCUGCCAGGACAAGGCAGAGCUGCAAGGACAGGGCAGAGCUGUCGCCCUCGCUUCCUCCCACCGUCGCCCACGCUUCCUCCCACCAUCGCCCACGCUUCCCCCCACCAUCGCCCACACUUUCCCCCACCGUCGCCCACGCUUUCCCCCACCUUCGCCCAUGGCAGGUGGUGGUGCGGCUUUGGAGCAGAGUGUUGGGCGCACAGCCUGGGCAGCGCGUGCAUGCGGGCAGCAAGGAGUGCAGUGCUGCAGGGGGCGGGUUAGGGGAGGCGGAGCGGGGGAGGCGGGGGUUAGGGAGAGAGGGUGCAGGGAUCCUCCUAUCCCCCUUAUACCCUGCCACACUCUUACCUCCUGCCCUCCUCCCUUCCUCCGUUUUGUGGGGCCCCCACAGUCGUCCUCCUCUCCCUCUCUCUUCCACCCUUCCUCCAUCUAUCCCACACUCUCUGCCUCACUACCCUCUUUCCCCUUUCUGUUGCUCGUUAUCCCUCCCUUCCUCCCGCCCUCCCUUCCUGCCAUUCUCCCUCUCCUCAUCCUCCCUCGAUCCAGUCCCCCUUUCCCUUUCCAUUUCCCACUCGCCCACUCCCUUCCUCACGCCAACCCUGCUCCUCCGUUCCACCCAUCCUCUCAUCCGCCCAUCCUCUCAUCCGCCCAUCCUCUCAUCCGCCCAUCCUCUCAUCCGCCCAUCCACUCAUCCCCCUUUCUCUCAUUCGGCCAUCCUCUCAUCCCCCUUUCUCUCAUUUGGCCAUCCUCUCAUCCCCCUUUCUCUUAUCCGCCCAUCCUCUCAUCCCCCUUUCUCUCAUUCGGCCAUCCUCUCAUCCCCCUUUCUCUCAUUCGGCCAUCCUCUCAUCCCCCUUUCUCUCAUUCGGCCAUCCUCACAUCCCCCUUUCUCUCAUUCGGCCUUCAUCCUCCCUCCCAACCCUCUGUCUCCUCCCUCACCUCCUCUCCUUCGUCACCACCUCUCCUCCCUCUUCGCCUCCCAUUCCACAUCUCCGCUGUGCAGAUCGUGGCCUCAGCACCCGGUGAAGGGAGGCAGGGGAGGGCACGGGCGGAAGGAGGGAAGGGGAUGGGGGGAAGCAGGGAUGGGGAGGGGGGAAGGCAGGGGAGGGGACGGGCGGAAGGAGGGAAGCAGGGAUGGAGAUGGGGGGAAGCAGGGAUGGAGAUGGGGGGAAGCAGGGAUGGAGAUGGGGGGAAGCAGGGAUGGAGAUGGGGGGAAGCAGGGAUGGAGAUGGGGGGAAGCAGGGAUGGAGAUGGGGGGAAGCAGGGAUGGAGAUGGGGGGAAGCAGGGAUGGAGAUGGGGGGGAACAGGGAAGAAGGAAAGGGUAUAUGUGUGGGUUGGAAAGGGGGAGUGACAAGUGUGCGAGAUGGGAAGGGAGAAGGGAGGGAUGGCGAGGGCAACGAGGAGUGGAAGGGAGGGCGACGGGGAAACCGAGGGCGACGGGGGGAGAGAGAGACGGGGAUUGCGAGGGGACGAGUGGGAGCGAGGGUGACGAGCGGCAGGGAGGGCGACGAGACGAAGGGGGGCAACGGGCGGAAGGGAGGGAAAGAGAGCGUGAAUGGGGAAAUGAAGGCGACAGGAGGGGGAAAUGAAGGCGACGGGAGGGGGGAGUGA